GGGCCCUGCGCAGCGCGUACGGCGCCGGUAGGCCGCCGCGUUCCGUUCUUCCCCGGACCGGGUCUGUGGGGGCUUGAGCUGAGCUGAGCUGAGCUGAGGAGAGGCGGGCAGCGGCGGCACAACCGGCGGGGCGAGCGUGGGGGCCGCCCACCGACCCCCGCCGCGCUCCAGGGAUCCGGGAGCGGCGGGCGGCCGUCGGGGAUGUCCUACAAGCCCAUCGCUCCCGCCCCCGCUACCCCCGGAGCCGCCAGUGCCAGCCCCGCCCCACCGGGGCCCGGGGCACCGUCCGCCGCCACGAGCGUCCCGUCGCCCUCCGGCUCCGUCCCCGGCGCCGCCGCCCCUUUCCGGCCCCUCUUCAAUGACUUCGGGCCGCCGUCCAUGGGCUACGUGCAGGCAAUGAAGCCCCCCGGGGCUCAGGGCUCGCAGAGCACCUACACCGACCUGCUCUCCGUCAUCGAGGAGAUGGGGAAGGAGAUCCGGCCCACCUAUGCCGGCAGCAAGAGUGCCAUGGAGCGGCUGAAGCGGGGCAUCAUCCACGCCCGGGCGCUGGUCAGGGAGUGCCUGGCAGAGACAGAGCGAAACGCCCGCACGUAACAGCUGCUGUCACCCGGGACCACCCCCCCGGGACCCCCCGGUGUCCCUGCCCCGCUGGCGGCGGGGGGGCUGCCGUGCUGCCCGCGCCCCCCCCGUGCUCUCCGCUCUCUUUAUAAAUGCGUGUUUUUAUAAAUAAAGGACGUGGUUGGGACUCUG
Gymnogyps californianus (California condor) is the source of this 750-nucleotide messenger RNA. It is a transcript of the gene CDK2AP2, whose product is annotated as cyclin dependent kinase 2 associated protein 2. Gene Ontology annotation, cellular component: microtubule; cytoplasm; nucleus. The record is from RefSeq and is a predicted model, not a curated record. Bases 202 to 594 code for a protein of 130 amino acids. NCBI's taxonomy places the organism in Eukaryota, Metazoa, Chordata, Aves, Accipitriformes, Cathartidae. Gene Ontology annotation, biological process: negative regulation of G1/S transition of mitotic cell cycle; regulation of microtubule cytoskeleton organization. The transcript has 4 exons.